Messenger RNA from Oreochromis niloticus (Nile tilapia), 1448 nucleotides. Its product is annotated as hydroxysteroid 11-beta-dehydrogenase 1-like protein. Gene Ontology annotation, molecular function: oxidoreductase activity. The transcript has 6 exons. The coding region runs from base 100 to 963 and encodes 287 amino acids. The record is from RefSeq and is a predicted model, not a curated record. Gene Ontology annotation, cellular component: intracellular membrane-bounded organelle. NCBI's taxonomy places the organism in Eukaryota, Metazoa, Chordata, Actinopteri, Cichliformes, Cichlidae.
UGCAUAAAAUGCACUUUGUUUUCUCAAACUGGGAUUGUGAAAGUUGGCAGAAACUUCUAAAGCUUAGCAUUUUCGCUCAGCUGCUACCAAAUUGUCAUAAUGGGCGCUGUCACAAAAGUUCUUUUAGCUAGUAUAUGUGUUGCUUUCCUGGCUGCCAAAUGGACUUCACCCAGAUUUGAUGCCGAUUCUCUCAAAGGGGCUAGGGUACUGGUGACUGGGGCCAGUACAGGUAUUGGUGAACAAAUGGCGUAUCAUUACGCCCGCUUUGGAGCCCAAAUUGUUAUCACAGCAAGGAGGGAGAAAGUCUUACAGCAGGUAGUAGAAAAGUGUCUGAGCUUAGGAGCCCAGAAAGCUUUUUAUAUAGCAGCAGACAUGGCGAAUGAGUCUGACCCUGACAAAGUGGUGGAUUAUGCUCUGGAGAAGCUGGGAGGUUUGGAUUACCUGGUCCUCAAUCACAUUGGGCCUAGCCCCUUCAGCAUGUGGAAGGGAGAUGUGGAUCACACCAAAUGGCUGAUGAAGGUCAAUUUCUUCAGCUAUAUUCAGAUGGCCUGGAAAGCUUUGCCCUCCCUUGAGCAAAAUAAAGGAUCACUGGUUGUUGUCUCAUCGCUCUUAGGUAAAAUAACUUCUCCUUUCGUGGCGCCAUACACCUCAACCAAAUUUGCCUUGAACGGGUUCUUUGGGUCUCUUCGUCACGAGCUGGCUAUGAAGAAGAGCAACGUGUCCAUCUCUGUCUGCACACUAGGUCUCAUUGAUACCGACUCAGCUAUGGAGAAAGUCCGGGGCAUCACUGAUGUACAAGCCUACCCCGCCACAGAUGCUGCAUUGAACAUCAUCAUUACGGGAGCUACAAGGCAGCCAGAGCUUUUCUACCCUUGGUUCACAUACUUUAUAGCUAUCACCAAAGACUGGUUUCCUUCUGUCACAGAUUAUAUAAUCCAGAACUCCUACAACUACAUCCCAUGAAGAACAUUUAUUCAGCACAACUGAAGCACAAUUAUACAUGUUCCUAAUUAUAAAUAUCAACAUUUAAUUUGGAUUUUGGCCUAGCUCUUUGACAUUUUGAUGCACCAAGUUUUGUGGGAAAAUUUCUGACAUUUCAGUUUCCACUUUUCUCAUCAUUACUUUGAGAGCAGUCCAGUAAUAAAAUGUAUACAGAUAGAAAAGCUCAGGACUUGGGAUUUUACUUUUUGGGCUACUAUUUUAACAUUUUAGACAUUAGUGUCUGUGUCAAUAGUACAGCCACUGCUGUCCAAACAUUAUUGCACUAGUACUUGAAAACUCCAAAGAAAAAAGUCUGAUUUACUACUAAUAAGACAACCUCACCCCUCCAUUCAGCCCUCCCACACACAGACUCAAUACCUCACAUGAGAUUCAGUUAUGAAAUAAAUGAAUAAGUUUCAUGUUGCUGCUGAUAAAGAACACAAAACAAUAAACCAGUUUCCCCCUGA